AUGUCGCUUCAGGUCCCCUUCAGCAUCGCGGCCAGUCUGGCACCGUCCGUCGUUGUGGACAUCGAUCUCCUCGGCCAACGACGCCUCAGCACGAUUGUAGGUGCCGCGACCUCGGCCACUUCUGUGGGAAGCUGGCUCGAUAGCCUGGGUUCUGAUGGCAGAUGGCCAGACGUUGACUACACGACAGGGUGCGAUGCACAGGCAGCAUCAUGGCCGGCUCAGAAGCACUGGCAACGACUCGUCACACUCGCCGCCGCAUGGCAUGGUGGUCUCAAGAAUGCUGCGCAGUGGGCGAAGGAUACCAGUUUACAGCAGGGAAUCGCUCUUGCGAUGGACAGUUGGUUCGCCGAUGACUUCACGAACCCGGCCUGCCUCGACUUCGGCGGAGACAGUGAAUGCCCGUGCGGCACGCCUGGUCUGUGGAACACAAACUGGUUCUCAAACAUCCUCGGCAUUCCCGGUUACGUCGGAGAGGUCUGCCUUCUCAUGAACAAUACGCUCACUUCUACCGAGCUCGGGAAUUGCACCAAGUUCGGCUCUCGAGCCUACAACACCUUUUUGACUGGCAUCAAUGGCGUGAGCUCGAUCACCGGUAGCAACGCAUUGGACCUGGCGAGCAUUGGUGUCGACACCGGCAUCCUCACUGAGAACGCAACUCUGAUCACGGACGCCUUCACACGAGUUCACAAUGAAGUUGUCGUUCAGAACGGUGUUAAAGCGGAUGGUAUCCGGGCAGAUGGUAGCUUCGGGCAGCAUACUGGCAUUAUCUAUAAUGGAAACUACGGCAAAGACUACGCCAACGACGUCUUUGACUUCGAGAUCGAAGCUGCUGGUACCCAGUUCCAGGCCACCGACGCGUCUCGCGCGGCCUUCGAGACGCUGUGGAACGGCAACGUCUGGAUGAUCUUCCGCAACACAGUGACCAACGUGCUACACUGGGAUUUUAGCGUCAUCGGACGCAUCAUCGCUUUACCCGUAGCCGACAACCAAGCGACUGAAAACCUUAAGAUCAACCUCACCCAGCUUCAAAGUCUCGGAAAUAGCUGGGGCUCAGCACCACUUCUGAAAGCGUUCCAGGAAUUGAACGCUGCCAGCGACGAUGCUAACUCUGGAAAUAUCCAAGGCAAUCGCAUCUUCUACGCGAAUGACUACGCGGUCCAGCGCGGCACGGGAUACACUUCCCAUUUGCGUAUGUACUCCAAGCGCACGGUGAACAGUGAAUGCACGAACUCUCAGAAUCCAUUUGGCUUCCAUUUGGCGGAUGGUGCUCUGUAUACGCGCAUGACAGGAGACGAAUACGAAGAUAUUCCCGCCGCAUGGGACUGGAACCUCAUUCCAGGUACCACAGUCGAUUAUGGUGCAACUACUCUCGACUGCUCCGACGUGAAGCAUAGUGGAACCCAGGCUCUUGUUGGUGGCGCCUCGGAUGGAAACAUCGGUGUCGUGGCCAUGCGAUACGAAACCCCUUCAACGAAGCAGUUGAAUUGGAGAAAGACGUGGUUCUUCUUGCCCAAUGACGUACAACAUGUCAUGGUCGCCCGCAUCACCUCAAACACGGAUGCCCCAGUGUUCUCCGUGCUCGACCAGCGUAAGCUGAGCGGCGAUAUAACGGUCGAUGGAAAGACCGUCACGAACGGCAACUUCUCUGGUGUCAGCACUCUCUUCCACGGCGGCGUAGGAUACGCAUUCAACUCCUCGAACACCGCUGUAUCUUUAUCCGUGCAGUCGGGGGAGCGCACAGGCUCAUGGGCUGCCAUUUCGACCUCGACGCAGCCGGACGAGACGGUGGACCUAUUCUCGGCAUGGCUUUCACACAGCGAUCUCUCUGCGCCCAUAGACUAUACCGUAUACCCAGCUACAACUGCUUCCAGCUUUGCGACGAAAGCUAAGAAUCCCCCGACAAUUAUCCGAAACGACGGUUCAAUUAGUGCUCUCGUAGACGAACAAAACAACGUGGCAAUGUUUGUCUUCUGGGACGCAGCUGGGGGCUCCACUACAAUCCCAUCCUUUAACGGCGCAACUACGAUCAAGGUGACCUCUAACGGGAACGUCGCGUUAAUCGUCAACCUCGACAACUUCAACUUGACUGUAGCGGACCCGACGCAGUCGUUAACUAGUGCAACACUCACGUUUGCACUUGGGUCUGGCACGGCGCCCGCGGGAUGGUCUUCGAGUAGUAAGAGUGCCUCGAAGACUGUGACUCUCCCUUCUGGUGGUAUUAUUGGUGGUAGUGUGUCCUCUACGUUGUUCUGA
Peniophora sp. CBMAI 1063 is the source of this 2253-nucleotide messenger RNA. The record is from the annotation of a GenBank genome assembly. NCBI's taxonomy places the organism in Eukaryota, Fungi, Basidiomycota, Agaricomycetes, Russulales, Peniophoraceae.